Molecule: messenger RNA, 795 nt
Organism: Anthonomus grandis grandis
Lineage: Eukaryota; Metazoa; Arthropoda; Insecta; Coleoptera; Curculionidae
Product: piggyBac transposable element-derived protein 3-like
Exons: 3
Coding region: 433-795 (120 amino acids)
Source: RefSeq, a predicted model, not a curated record
AGCGUUUACAUAACCCGGCAACGCUUUCGGUUAUCCAUCUAUUGUUAAUGCUAAGGUUCUCUUAAUAUCUAAGGGUAGACAGAUAUUAAAAUGGAUUGGAACUUUAAACCUUUGUUAAAUUUCUAAAAUAAUGAAGGCUCGUUAUUUUUUCUUAUUUAUUUCUAAAAUACUUAGUAACUAGCUUAAAUUCGCAAAAAAACUAGAAAUUGUUAAUAGACAUGCUUUCUUAACCCAGAUACUCCCGCUGGCCUUUUAAAUGGACGCUGGAAUAUCGUUUUGUUUUCGCAAAGUUAGACCAUUCUUAAAGAGGGGGCGCUACUAACACUGUUUUGUUUAUGAAUGCACCAGUUAAUUUUGACAUUCGCUUAAAUAUUUAUUGUUGUUUAUUUGGUAACGGAGGCAAGUCUUUUUCGCUAUUUUUUUUAGUCGAUAAUGGACAACAUCUGGUACUGGAAAAAACCAUUAACUUUAAAUGAAUUAUUAGAACAGGUUGAGAACAUUGAUAACGAAAUUCCCUCUCCGGAUGCGAUUCUGAUUCUGCCACUAACAAAUGCUAAUGGCUAUGUGACAGACGAGGACGAUGACCAGGUCACAAUGAACAAUCUUCCCGGUAGUUUGCUUAAUUCUGAGGCUGAACCUGUUUUCAAAGCAACCAGUUACGCAAUCGAUGACAAUGAGGAUAACUUAGAUGAUAGUGAUGAUGAUGUGCCUCUAUCUCGUUUUAUGAAAUAUAAGAAAAAGUGUAGGAAUAAUGACUGGGUUCGACAGGACAUUACAGAUACUUUACCGAUCUGA